UCGUUUUCUUUUUCAAUAGAUUUUAUAUUAAAAAAUAUUUGGAAUUGCGCAAAGGAUUCUCAACACACCAUAGUAUUAAUAUGCUUCCAUAAAGGGAGGGUUACAAAAUUAAACUCAAAUGUCAUUAUGGCUUCGAUUUCUAUUUUCUACAGUUCUUCUCCUCCCCUUUUCAUCUGGGCAUCUCGUUGACCGACCAUCCUUUUUAAUGUUGUUCUAUCCAAAAUUUCAAAAUACUAAGGUCACUGGUGCAGUCCUUCCACCAGGGUUCAGAUGCGAGUGGAUGGGACAGUGUUGGGCUAAGGCUCUGGGUUUACUGAAGUCGUGCAAACGAAAUGCUAAUCAUGAUGCCAAGACACAACUUGCGGGUGGAAACAAUGUCCAUCUUAUAACUACAAUGGAGAAGUGGGAAAAAGAGACAUCAGAAGCCAAAAAGGAAGGCAAAAUUGUGGUGGUGAACUUCAGUGCAUCUUGGUGUGGUCCUUGUAGAACUAUAGCACCGGCUUUCUCUGAACUUGCUGAUAAAUAUACAUCUGUUGUGUUUAUAACAAUCGAUGUGGAUGAGUUAGCUGAAUUGAGUGCUGCAUGGAACGUCAAAGCAACUCCAAUGUUCUUUUUCCUGAAAGACGGGCGACAACUGGACAAACUCGUGGGCGCUAACAAGCCGGAUCUUCAAAAGAAAGUUGCAGCCAUUUGUGGUUCCAACCCAAACUCACCAAAUUGAGUUUUGUUUUUGUUUGAUAUAUACAGGCUAGCUAGAUCAUGCAAGAACUGAACCAAUGCUUGUUGUAUUAAUUGUGGUUGUGUUUAACCAUGUUAGAAUUUGUAGUCUCCUGUUUACAUUGAUAACAAUUUAGCAUAUAGUAUUCAUUUUGGUUGUAAGAUUUGGAUGGUAGUUCUUCUGAUCUUACAACAUAAAACAAGUGCUCAAGAAAGCAUUUUGUUUGUAAAUAUACAAAAUGAGAUAUUUACUUUACAUUGUACUGAUCAAUGUCAUCCUCAUCAGUGUAUAUUUUUCAAAUAGAACAUUCUUAUUGGUUUUC
Messenger RNA from Salvia miltiorrhiza (redroot sage), 1040 nucleotides. Its product is annotated as thioredoxin H-type. Lineage: Eukaryota; Viridiplantae; Streptophyta; Magnoliopsida; Lamiales; Lamiaceae. Bases 119 to 721 code for a protein of 200 amino acids. The record is from RefSeq and is a predicted model, not a curated record. The transcript has 6 exons.